This is a messenger RNA of Populus nigra (black poplar), 1036 nucleotides long. RefSeq names its product ATP-dependent Clp protease proteolytic subunit 6, chloroplastic-like. The record is from RefSeq and is a predicted model, not a curated record. NCBI's taxonomy places the organism in Eukaryota, Viridiplantae, Streptophyta, Magnoliopsida, Malpighiales, Salicaceae. Gene Ontology annotation, cellular component: endopeptidase Clp complex. Gene Ontology annotation, biological process: protein quality control for misfolded or incompletely synthesized proteins. Gene Ontology annotation, molecular function: ATP-dependent peptidase activity; serine-type endopeptidase activity; ATPase binding. The transcript is spliced from 9 exons.
UUUUUAAUUAGCAAUAAGCAAGCAAAGAUAUCUAUUUUCUCCUUGCCUUUCAGUUUGUAAAGUCUAAACCCCUUUUAUAAUCCCCUAUCAAAAACCUACCCUCUCUGUUUCUCUCUUGAUAUUACAGCUUCGAAAUGAUAGAGGCAUCAGCUAUAAGAAACUCGGUGGUCUCUGCCUUGCCUAGACCCUCCAGUGAUUCUUCAACAAGUCGAUUAUCGCUAAGGAAUGAUGAGAAGGGUUUCCUUGAUUGUAAACAAAGUUAUGUUACAGUUAAAGCAAGGGGGGGCAAUCCACCCACUAUGCCAGCGGUGAUGACUCCAGGAGGACCCUUGGAUUUGUCAUCUGUGUUAUUUAGGAAUCGCAUAAUCUUCAUCGGGCAGCCAAUCAAUUCAUAGGCGGCUCAACGAGUCAUUUCACAGCUUGUGACUCUAGCAACUAUCGAUGAGAAUGCAGAUAUUCUGAUGUAUCUGAACUGUACUGGUGGAAGCACUUACUCUGUUCUGGCAAUCUAUGAUUGCAUGUCUUGGAUAAAACCUAAAGUGGGCACUGUAUGUUUUGGAGUAGCUGCAAGCCAAGGAGCACUUCUUCUUGCUGGUGGAGAGAAGGGAAUGCGAUAUGCAAUGCCUAAUGCACGUAUUAUGAUAAAUCAACCGCAGGGCGGCUGUGGGGGUCAUGUGGAGGAUGUGAGACGCCAAGUAAAUGAAGCAGUUCAAGCUCGUCAUAAAAUUGACCAAAUGUAUGCUGUAUUUACCGGCCAACCCCUUGAGAAAGUACAACAAUACACUGAGAGAGAUCGUUUCUUAUCUACUUCAGAGGCUAUGGAGUUUGGGCUCGUUGAUGGCAUCCUGGAAACAGAAUAUUAAACUAGGAUCUAUCCGCUCAACAACAUCCGGCAUUGAAUGCGGUGGGAAGGUUGGAUAUAGUUUUGAUGUGAAGUUGAGUCGCCUCCAUUUUUUGUUGGCAUUUGUGAUCCAACGUUAUUAAGUAGGUAUUAUAAAUUUCAGAGCCAAACGUGCAAGAAUUUUGAUUUUACAAA